UUCGACGUCGCGGAUCAAAGAUGACAUUUUGAAUUAUUAUGUGAUUUACCAGAUUCCAGACUACAUAGAUUCUCCACACGUCAAGAUUUUUUACGGCUUCCGUUCCUGUGGCCGAAAUUAUUGAGAAAACUAUUACCUGAACCAUGCCUGUUCACACCGGUGAAAUUGUCGUGAAACGCGUAGUUGUCCAUCCUUUGGUUCUUUUAAGUGUGGUUGAUCAUUUUAAUCGUAUGAAAAAUGUGGGAAACGCUCGCAGAGUUGUUGGUCUUCUCCUGGGAAGUUUGAACCAUACGACGGGAGAGCUGGAUGUUUCCAAUAGCUUCGCAGUACCGUUCGACGAAGACGAGAAGAAUAAAUCCGUUUGGUUCUUGGAUCAUGAAUACCUUGAGAACAUGUACACUAUGUUCAAGAAAGUUAAUGCCAGAGAGAAGAUCGUCGGGUGGUACCACACUGGUCCGAAGCUUAAUUCUAAUGAUCUGGAAAUUAACGAGCUCAUCCGCAAGUACAAUCAGAAUUCGGUGCUUGUUAUAAUCGAAGUCAGUCCAAAAAAGAAUGAAUUGCCAGCUGAGGCGUACAUCGCAGUAGAGGAAAUUCGGGAUGAUGGAACUCCGGUCCGCGUAACAUUCGAGCAUGUUCCCAGCGAAAUGGGCGCUGAAGAAGCUGAAGAGGUCGGAGUGGAGCACCUUUUGCGUGAUAUUAAAGACACCACUGUUGGCUCCCUUUCUCAACUGGUUUCCAACCAGCUUUCCGGAUUGAAAGGCCUGCGAACUCAACUGGGAGGCAUCGUUUCUUAUCUCCAGAAAGUUCAGAAUAAAGAGCUUCCCUUGAAACCGGAUAUCAUUAACAAUUUGCAAGAUAUCUUUAACCUCCUGCCCAACAUCAAUGCGCCUUCCUUCACCGAUGCUAUGACCAAUAAAACAAAUGAUCAGCUGAUGGUUAUCUACUUGUCGACGAUGGUGCGAUCCAUUCUAGCCAUGCAUAACCUCAUCGAUAAUAAACUUCGCAACAAAUCGGAAGUUGAGAAGAAAAUCAAAGAGAAGAGCGAUCUGGUGGCCAAGAAAGCCGAGAAGGACAAGGAUGAAAAAGUAACGGACGUUAAGAAAGAGGAAGAAAAGAAGGCAACAAAAUAAGCAUGAACUUUUGUGUAAACUGCGCUUCUUUUUUGAUCUACAUUGGCUAUAUAUAAAUGGAUGUGCGCGUCUCGUUUAUACAGAUUUCGCAGUUUCAGUAGCGCUGUCAAGCCUUCGCGAAGUUUUAGAAAAAACAUACGUCUUGUUGAAUCCAGGCGGUUUUUGUUAUUUUCUUGAAUAAAUUUGACAGUCAAUAG
Messenger RNA from Paramacrobiotus metropolitanus, 1327 nucleotides. Its product is annotated as 26S proteasome non-ATPase regulatory subunit 7-like. The coding region runs from base 144 to 1130 and encodes 328 amino acids. Gene Ontology annotation, cellular component: proteasome regulatory particle; proteasome complex. The transcript is spliced from 5 exons. The record is from RefSeq and is a predicted model, not a curated record. Gene Ontology annotation, biological process: proteasome-mediated ubiquitin-dependent protein catabolic process. Gene Ontology annotation, molecular function: metallopeptidase activity; protein binding. NCBI's taxonomy places the organism in Eukaryota, Metazoa, Tardigrada, Eutardigrada, Parachela, Macrobiotidae.